Molecule: messenger RNA, 1164 nt
Organism: Oryctolagus cuniculus (rabbit)
Lineage: Eukaryota; Metazoa; Chordata; Mammalia; Lagomorpha; Leporidae
Gene: MIDN
Product: midnolin
Cellular component (GO): nucleus
Source: RefSeq, a predicted model, not a curated record
AUGGGCGGGGUGACCUUGGCCCACGCUCACACCCGGGGCCUGCACACACCCCCCCCACCCCCCCCCAGUGCUGUGGCCUCCGAGAGCCGGCAGUUUCUCCUUUUCGAAAUCUUUGCGGUGGGGGCCCCCCAGCAGCGCCUGGGCCGGGCCGGGCUGGCCGAGGAGGUCAGUGACUUCUUGUCGGGCCGCUCGCCGUUGACCCUGGCGCUGAGAGUGGGCGACCACAUGAUGUUUGUGCAGCUGCAGCUGGCCGCCCAGCACACCCCGCUGCAGCACCGGCACGUGCUGGCCGCCGCAGCCGCUGCGGCCGCCGCCGCCCGAGGAGACCCUAGCAUCGCGACCCCCGUGGCUUCUCCCUGCCGGCCCGUGUCCGGCGCCGCCCGAGUCCCCCCAGUGCCCGCCAGCCCUCCCCCCACGCCUGUCACAGCCGGCUCCUUCCGGUCCCACGCAGCCUCCGCCGCCUGCCCCGAGGUGGACUGCUCCCCCGCCGCCAGCAGCAGCGCCAGCCCUGGUGCCAGCACGUCGUCCCCCCCGGGGGGCAGCCCUGCCGCCCGCGCCCGCACCCCCGGAGCCGUCAUCGAGAGCUUCGUGAACCACGCCCCGGGGGUCUUCUCAGGGACCUUCUCCGGCACGCUGCACCCCAACUGCCAGGACAGCAGCGGGCGGCCGCGGCGGGACAUCGGCACCAUCCUGCAGAUCCUCAAUGACCUGCUGAGCGCCACGCGGCAGUACCAGGGCGUGCCGCCCUCCCUCAGCCAGCUGCGCUGCCACGCCCAGUGCGCGCCCGGCCCGCCCAGCCCCGACCUCGCCCCCAAGACUACCUCGGCGCCCCCAGCCGCCCUGCUGCAGGGCCAGAGCCAGAUCCGCAUGUGCAAGCCCCCCGGGGACCGGCUGCGGCAGACGGAGAACCGCGCCACGCGCUGCAAGGUGGAGCGCCUGCAGGUGCUGUUGCAGCAGCGGCGCAUGCGCAGGAAGGCCCGGCGGGACGCCCGCGGCCCCUACCACUGGCCGCCCAGCCGCAAGGCCAGCAGCGGCGGCGGCGGCGGCGGCGGCGGCGGGGGCGGCAGCCCCGGCGAGGCCGCCGGCCUGGGCCUGGACUUCGAGGACUCCGUGUGGAAGCCGGAAGUCAACCCCGACAUCAAGUCCGAGUUCGUGGUCGCCUAG